Molecule: messenger RNA, 873 nt
Organism: Naegleria fowleri
Lineage: Eukaryota; Heterolobosea; Eutetramitea; Acrasida; Naegleriidae
Exons: 1
Coding region: 1-873 (290 amino acids)
Biological process (GO): transmembrane transport
Cellular component (GO): membrane
Molecular function (GO): ATPase-coupled transmembrane transporter activity; ATP hydrolysis activity; ATP binding
Source: RefSeq, a predicted model, not a curated record
AUGUCAUCGCUUAUUUCCGAAAUUAGAGAAAAGAAACGUUUUACCUACAAAUUGACAUAUUGUACGGAACUACUGUGGAACUGGUUCUCAGUGAGAUGUGGACUGGUUCGUGAGGUGACAACUUCUCUAAUCAUUUUAGCCAUCUUUUUAUAUUAUUACAAUUACUAUGAUGCCAAUUUUGAUGAACAAAAUACCGACCAAUCCAAAAACAAUGAAAAGCUGAUCCCCAUCCAAGUUGUAAUUGCUCUCUUCUAUCAGAGAAUGAAAAAUCUUAUUGAUUCUUCAGAGACCCUGUUUUAUACAUUUACAAAAACGGCAACAUCUUUUAGACCCGUUCAAAGAAUACUAAAUUUUGUAAAACAACUUCCAUUAGAACCCAAUCAUGGAACUCGAUCAAUAUCAGAAAAACCAAAAGAUUUAGGUUUUCAAGGAACUAUUGUAUUCGAUCGAGUAAGCAUGAAGUAUUCUCCUGAGAGUAAGAAUGCUCUUGACAAUAUUUCAUUCAGCAUAAAACAAGGAGCCAAAUGUGGAAUUGUUGGAAGAACAGGAAGUGGAAAGAGCAGUAUCUUUAAUUGCAUUCUUCUAUUACAAGAAAUUGAGAACAAUGAGGGUGCUAUUUACAUUGACGGAACUGACAUUAGAGAAUUACCCAUUAGAGAUUUAAGAAAAAGCAUUACCUAUAUUCCACAACAACCAAUUUUAUUCAUGGGAACUCUUCGAGAAAAUAUGGACUUUGAAGGAGAAUUUAGUGACGAAGAAAUUACACAAGCACUCGAGCAGGUUGGAUUUUUACAGGCCCUUAAAGAAAAAUCAAAUAGUUCAAUCACUGUGAAAGGUGAGGAGUUGUCCAUUCUUGAUAUUAAGAUUACUUAG